Molecule: messenger RNA, 660 nt
Organism: Exaiptasia diaphana
Lineage: Eukaryota; Metazoa; Cnidaria; Anthozoa; Actiniaria; Aiptasiidae
Exons: 3
Coding region: 101-592 (163 amino acids)
Source: RefSeq, a predicted model, not a curated record
CAAUUGCCGGAACGUGAAAAUUCUUCUGAGAGGAAACUCUGAAGACAGCGACGAAUACGUCUGUUUCAUCAAAUCAGGAAAGUGCAACGUGGUCAAGGAGAUGGAUCUCGUCACCAGAUCACUUCCAUUCAAGGAGACUCAACUGAUUCUUCCGCCACAGGAAUCCCAUAAGAAGUACCAGAUGACAAAGUUUGAUAAAAUGAAGAAGUUCUUUUUAAUUGUAUAUUGUCUGAAGGAAGGAGAGUGUUUUGGUGUUGGUGAAGAUCAUCGCGGUACCAGCAUAAUCACAGUAGGCCAGGUUGAAAUUGUUCAAGUGCCGCGUAAAACUCUUCUUCACAGGAAGCAUGGCUUGUUACUAUCGUUCAUGCGUGAUCGCGUUGAGGAAGCAUUCCCAUCACCUAUCGAUGUCUUUCGCAGCUUUCAAGAAGAGGUGAAAUGGAAGGAGUACAAGAGACGAACAGUUUUACAAUCAUUACAAAAACACAAUCGUCGCCUUAUGAUGCCAUCGUUUAAUGAUGUUCCUUUGUCCAUAAGGAACGUCAAUCCCGAUUACAAAGAACAUUAUGGGAUUACGAGUUUUCCAAUGAUUUAAUAUAGAAAUUUGUUAGCUUUAUAUAAUGUAUGUUUGCUAGGUUGUACAUUAAAAGUUUUAGCCCGUUA